This is a messenger RNA of Pseudogymnoascus verrucosus, 578 nucleotides long. RefSeq lists its product as uncharacterized. NCBI's taxonomy places the organism in Eukaryota, Fungi, Ascomycota, Leotiomycetes, Thelebolales, Thelebolaceae. The record is from RefSeq and is a predicted model, not a curated record. Gene Ontology annotation, molecular function: carbon-sulfur lyase activity. Bases 112 to 537 code for a protein of 141 amino acids. The transcript is spliced from 3 exons.
CCCGUAUUCUGCAUCUCGUACGUUAAUAAUAUCUGCUGAAUAUCGAGAGAUAUAGAUAUGCCUUUGUCUUUCGUCAAAUAAAUUUUUGGCUGCUGCAAGUUUUAUUACAAUAUGGCCUCACUUCCUCCUUUACAAGGCCACUGCAAUUGUGGCGGUAUCGUCGUCACGGUUCGUCAGCCCAAACUUCCAGUCAAUGUCUCCCUCUGUCAUUGUCUUGACUGCCGCGCAUCAGGGGGAACUCUAUUUCAAGUCAAUUUAAUUGUGCCUUCCUCCAAUGUCGGACUCAGUGGCGAGCUUAUUCCCAGUGUUUACAGCACUGAAGCUGCCUCUGGUAACCAUUCAAAUAGGCAUUUUUGCCCGCGGUGCGGAUCGCCAAUCUGUACCACAGUUACAGAGAAUCCAAGCAUUACCUUCGUAAAAGGAGGGUUAUUUGGUAACUCUGAGCAAGGAUUGCAGCGGCCCUUCAAAGAGCAGUGGUGGCGUCGAGCGGAGGCAUGGGAGAAGCCAUAUGUACCAGUUGAGAAUAAAAUAUUCUAGGCGCUGGGAAAGUUUGAGGAGAUCGGUGAUAAACGUGAGAU